Cladophialophora psammophila CBS 110553 is the source of this 1908-nucleotide messenger RNA. Its product is annotated as electron-transferring-flavoprotein dehydrogenase. Gene Ontology annotation, biological process: electron transport chain. The record is from RefSeq and is a predicted model, not a curated record. Gene Ontology annotation, molecular function: iron-sulfur cluster binding; electron-transferring-flavoprotein dehydrogenase activity. The transcript is spliced from 2 exons. NCBI's taxonomy places the organism in Eukaryota, Fungi, Ascomycota, Eurotiomycetes, Chaetothyriales, Herpotrichiellaceae. The coding region runs from base 1 to 1908 and encodes 635 amino acids. Gene Ontology annotation, cellular component: mitochondrial inner membrane.
AUGGCCUUGAAACCCCUUCCGAGGCCUCUGUUGAGGCUCGCCGCUCCAGUCCAGCAAUGUCGUUUCUACUCCAGACCCUCAACUUCCAUAUUCCAAGCUUGCCCCGCAUCGCGUCCAGCUGGUCGCACCCUGUCACGAGCUACAAGACCAGUCUUCGUUGCGGGCCAAAGACGCUCCAUUUCUGCCAGCUUGCAGCGACGCUAUUCCGGUGUCGAGGAAAACGGUUUCGACCCAGCUACCGUCGAGCGUGAGUCCGACCAGGUCGACGUCUGCAUCGUGGGCGCCGGUCCAGCGGGAUUGAGUGCUGCCAUCCGGUUAAAGCAGCUAGCCAAUGAGGCCGGGAACGAAGAAUUUCGCGUGGUAGUCUUGGAAAAAGCUGGAGAAGUGGGCGCACAUAUUGUAUCGGGCAACGUGUUGGAACCGAGAGCUAUCAAUGAGUUGAUCCCGGAUUGGUUGAGCGAGGACAACGAGAAUCGAUUUACGGGGGCCACGGCUGCUGGGUUGGAUAAGAUGCGAUUCCUCACAAAAUCAGGUGCAAUUCCUAUACCGGCGCCGCCGCAGAUGCACAACAAGGGCAACUAUAUCAUUUCUCUGAGUCAGUUUACCAAGUGGUUGGGCGAGAGAGCUGAAGAGGUGGGCGUCGAAAUAUAUGCGGGCUUUGCGGGCGCCGAGAUCCUAUACAAUAAUGAAGGCGCAGUCAAGGGCGUUGCUACGAACGACCAGGGCGUGGGGAGGAACGGAAAAGCAAAAGCCAGUUUUGAGCGUGGUAUGGAGUUCCAUGCCAGAGUGACGCUCCUGGCGGAAGGGUGCCAUGGCAGCCUGACCAAACAAGUGUCCAAGAAGUUUGAUCUGAGGAGGGACUGCCAACCGCAAACCUAUGGACUUGGAUUGAAAGAGGUGUGGGAAGUCCAGCCAGACAAGUUUAAGAAGGGUGAAAUCUCGCAUACCAUGGGCUAUCCACUGUCCAAGAACACGUACGGUGGCGGAUGGAUGUACCACUUCGGGGACAACUUGGUAAGCCUGGGAUUGGUUGUUGGCCUCGAUUAUGCCAACCCCUGGAUAUCCCCCUACGGCGAGUUUCAGCGUCUGAAGCUUCAUCCGUUCUACAAGUCAGUUCUGGAUGGCGGCAAGUGCAUCGCGUACGGCGCACGCGCUCUCAAUGAAGGCGGCUUCCAAUCAAUACCGAAAUGUGCAUUUCCCGGAGGCGCCCUAAUCGGCGACACUGCCGGCUUCCUCAAUGUGCCCAAGAUCAAGGGCACGCACACGGCGAUGAAAUCUGGCAUGUUGGCUGCCGAAGCCGCGUAUCAAGCUCUCGCGCACAACAAAGAAACAAGCACCAUCUUCCUGUAUAACUACGAGGAUGCCCUGCGGGAGAGCUGGAUCUGGCCUGAACUCAAAGCUGUGCGGAACAUGCGACCAUCCUUCCACAACCCCCUUGGCAUCUAUGGUGGCAUCAUGUAUUCUGGCCUCGAGGCCUAUGUCUUCCGUGGCAUGAUGCCCUGGACUUUGAAGCACAAGCAGCCAGACUGGGCGGCCACGAAACCCGCAGACCAAUUUCCCAAGAUCGAGUAUCCGAAGCCUGACGGCGAAAUCACCUUUGAUAUCUUAACCAGCGUGUCACGAACAGGCACGAACCACGAGGAGGAUCAACCUGUACAUCUGCAGGUGAAGGACUGGGAUGCUCAUGCGCAGAAAGAGUGGCCGAAGUACAAAGGCGUCGAGAACCGGUUUUGUCCGGCCGGCGUCUAUGAGUAUGUGGAGGAUGACACCAAGGAUAUUGGAGUGCGGUUUCAGAUCAAUGCGCAGAACUGCAUCCAUUGCAAAACAUGCGAUAUCAAAGUCCCAGAUCAAGACAUCAAUUGGCAAACCCCGCAAGGUGGUGAAGGACCAAGCUAUAGCAUCACGUGA